GAAUGAUCUACAAACUCUGCCGCCGUCAUGUCUCCUCUGGUGUUGCUGGGCUGAAGGGUUUUUGCUUCGUACUGUUCUUGGCUGAUUUGGUUAUGCAAAAUCGGAACUUUUUAUAAAAAACCGCAACUUUCCCACCAACCAAACGCUUAAAGAAAACCAUGAGUUGCAAUUGCGGAAGCCAAUCGACAUUCCGCGAUCCCGUAACGGGCAACCUCGCAUGCACAAAGUGCAACAUCCUCUUAGAGUUCGAGAACUACGAUGCCCAGAUCGGCGGUAUCAGCGGUCCAUCGGGCACCAACAUCAACAUCGGAUACGCAGGUACUGGUUCCGUUUUCAAUUACAAGGACAGAAAAAUUUUCAAUGCCAAAGGAUCAAUCCAUAAAUAUACCUUAGUUCUUAACAUACCCAAUUCCGAAUUCGAAGUUACUUCCAUGAUAGAUAGAAUAACUCAUGGUGAAUUCGGUCAAGGAGACUGGUUCGAUGUUCUAAUCGGUGCUUGUUGUUAUGUUGUUAUGAGGAGAGAUAAUAGGGUUCUGCCUGCGGCGGAGAUAGCUGAGGUUAUUAGCUGUGAUGUGUAUGAAUUGGGGAGGAUGAUUUCGCGGGUUGUUAGAUUUUUGGAUUUGAAUUUGCCUGAGAUGAGUAUAGCUGGUUUGUUUGAGAGAGAGAUUAAUAAUUCGCAGUGUUUAGGUAAACUAGAUGAUGAUGGGAAAGAGAGGAUGAAGAAACAAGGGAUUUUUUUGGUGAAUUGUGCUGUGAAAUGGUUUUUGACGACGGGGAGGAGGCCACUACCACUGGUGGCUGCAGUGAUGGUGUUUGUGGCAGAGUUGAAUGGAGUGAAGGGUGUGAGGAUUGGAGAUGUUGCAAAGGAGGUGCAUGCCAAUGUGGCCACAUGUAAGUUGAGGUAUAAGGAGCUGCUGGAGACACUUGUGAAGGUUGCCCAAGCCUUGCCAUGGGGGAAGGAUGUGAAUGUGAAAAAUGUGUUGAAGCAUGCGCCCUCUGUGAUUCAGUAUAUGGAGAUGAAGUCGAUGGAGAAGAAGCAUGAAGGGGAGAUGAUUGAGUUUCAGAAUAGUGGGUUUGAUUUGGACGAUGUGGUCAGUGACUGUUUGAGGACUGAGGCUGCAUAUAGGGAUUAUGAGAAUUGCAUAGAAGGUCUUGAUCAACAUUCUGAUAUGGGUGGUAGAAAUGAUGAUCCAAAGUGGGAUUUAGUCAAGGCUGAUAAGCUUAAGCUUUCACAUGAAUGCCUGUCUUUGAUUUAUACAAACUUUUCAAAUGAGGUUGAUCGCAGUCAGUUGAAUGGACAGAGUGGGAACGUUCCUAGGAGGGAAAGAAACACAGGUUCUGAGUUUGAUGAAUGCAGGGAUUGGUGGAAUGGGAAAUCAGAAUUGACCAAAAAGCUUCUUCUUAAGGAAAUUUUGGAGAGAGAUGUAGGGUAUGAUGCUAUGCCACCAUCUUUUACUGCUGGUUGCUUGGCAAAUGAGGAGAGAAGGAAAAGGAUAAAUGCUGCUAAGCUGCGCAUUAAUAAGAUUAUGCAUCCUUUAAAUACAGAUUCAGGUGGAAAUGGUGAUCUUUGCAUUUUUGAAGAUGAGAUUCCUCGUAAGAAGAGGAAGAGAACACAAGCCCCUGAAAUUGACUGGGAAGACUUUAUUAUCGAAACUCUUCUUCUGCAUCAGGUGGAAGAAGAGGAAAUUGAGAAAGGAAAUUACAAUAGAUUGUUGGAUUUACAUGUAUUCAACUCUGGGGUUAUGUGAAAGGUUCUAGUAUAGACUGCAGAAUCAGAACUUCAUAGACUGCAGAAUCAGAUAUUGAUAUAUGGUAAAUAACAUACAUGACAGGUGGCAAGCACUUGAUGGGCUGGAAGACAUGUAGGAGCCACAUAGGAUUAGUUUUAUAUUUUAUAUAUUGUUGUUUUUCUUGUCGUUUUAUUUAACUUAGUGUUGCCAUUUUGGUACGGGUUAGGACUAGAGUGCAGAUGGUAUUUAGAGGCUGGUUCUUGUCAUUUGCAGCUUGUCUAUGAAAUUGGUUAUUCCUUGUUAUCUGUUGCUCUGUGUUUUCCCUAAACUCCCUCGGUAAUCAGAAUACAUUUGAGUAAUAUAU
Rubroshorea leprosula is the source of this 2094-nucleotide messenger RNA. NCBI's taxonomy places the organism in Eukaryota, Viridiplantae, Streptophyta, Magnoliopsida, Malvales, Dipterocarpaceae. The record is from the annotation of a GenBank genome assembly.